CGACCGGACGCAUAUUACAGAUCCAUCUACAGAAAUUUCGAAAGCGCGUUACUGCGAGACUUUUCCAAACACUGCAUCAGACCGGUUUAUUCAUUCCUUUCAACCCUCUAUCAAUCUCGUCGUGUCAUGACCUAGUAACGAGACGUUUGACUAUUCCUUUCGAACCCGUGUUUGAUAGUUUUUGAUUGCCUGUCACAUUCCAUUGCUUUAUGUCAUUCAUUGUUAUAUUAUUAGUCUUCACCUUCUCGGUUGUAUCUAAUCGGUUUCUUCAUCGAACUCUGUUCUUUCUGACCGUCCUUUCUUGCCCAGUCCUUUUCUACCUCUUACUAUGAGCAGUGGUGUCCGACGAUCCUGUUUUUCAGUACUAAAAGAUGCUUGCUCAAAAUGGACUCCAGCUCGUAAAAGAAUUGAAAAGAUCACAGACCCACACACUGCCGGUGUAUAAUGAGGAGAAAAUUCGGAUUUGUUUAGAAGAGAUGCGCAACCUUUAUGAGGCAAAUUACCGUGACGUCUCACUUGUAUCUGGGUCCUCUGGGAUGUCCCAGUCCUCUGUCACUGAACAUCAAGCUGGACGGAUACAGUGUGUCGUUGUACGCCAUGCGGUGUUGGAACGAAACAAACGUUGUCUCUUGGCCUACCACCACGCUCGGCUUAUGCACCUCAAAAGCCUACGAUGGCACUGCGGCGCAGUAUUGCCGAAAAAUGUUCGCCAGUCGUUGUCAGAGGCGGAACAAACAUGGUUUAAAGAAUACUGCGGCACUCUGACAAAUUACAUGCAGGCUAGUACAAGCGACCGAGGCGGAGCCGGAGGAUUGGAUUUAACCCAAUCACUCAUGCCCCCGAAAUCCUUAUUCAUGGAGGUGCGCUGCCUGUUCGAUUUUGGCGAAUACGAAACCGAGGAUGGUAGUGUGCUGCAAAUCACCAAGGACAGUCAUCAUUUAAUGUCCCGUCGCGACUGCGAGUUAUUAAUACGCCAGGGUGUUGUAGAACACAUAACACAUUGACACAGCUUUUGACCUCUUCUUGUACAUAUGUGUUGAAUCCCAGCAAUUGAUUGUAUCGCUAAUUGGGGUGGAUUGCGUAUAUGAAUUUUUAUAGGACAAGAUUCACUGAUGUAAUCA
Dicrocoelium dendriticum is the source of this 1121-nucleotide messenger RNA. The record is from the annotation of a GenBank genome assembly. NCBI's taxonomy places the organism in Eukaryota, Metazoa, Platyhelminthes, Trematoda, Plagiorchiida, Dicrocoeliidae.